Messenger RNA from Procambarus clarkii (red swamp crayfish), 1957 nucleotides. RefSeq names its product leukocyte elastase inhibitor. Lineage: Eukaryota; Metazoa; Arthropoda; Malacostraca; Decapoda; Cambaridae. Gene Ontology annotation, molecular function: serine-type endopeptidase inhibitor activity. The record is from RefSeq and is a predicted model, not a curated record.
UUAUUCUAAACAUAAGUAGAAAUGUAAGCGGUGACGACUGCUGGCGACUGAGGGGGCGUGUCGCCGGGCUCUCAGUGUUCCUUGCGGCGUGGUGGGAGGCGGUCGUAUUGAUUACUCUGUUAUUUGUUGCGGUUUUUGGAAGCUGUUGCCCAUUUAGCAGACAUGAAACGAGCGGCCUCUGCAGAGCAGAAAACAUCGCUCCUUCCUUACCCACACCAGGAAGAAGUUAAAAAGCUUGCUGCAAGUCAGAACAACUUCACGAGGGAUUUCUAUGUGAAACUGGCCCAGAAGAAUUCGGAGAAUGUUUUCUUUUCUCCCUUCAGUAUCAUGACAGCUUUGGGCAUGACACAUUCGGGGACUGCUGGCAACACAGAGAGGGAGCUGCAUACUGCUCUGCAUCUCUCUCAGAGUAAAGAGGAGAUGCAUAUUGCCUUUCAAGAUGUUCUCACUGACCUGAAGGCUGAUGUAGCUGACUAUGAGCUUAGGACAUCCAACUUGGUCUAUGUUGCUGAUAGAAUGCCUGUGUUGAGUGGCUUUGCCAAGACCCUACAAGAAAAGUACCUUAGCUCCUCCAAGGCUGUAAACUUUGCUGAAGGGGAACAGGUGCGGCAGCAGAUAAAUGCCGAUGUCGAAAAUGAAACAAACUCCCGCAUUAAAGGUCUUAUGCCCUCAGGAAUAUUGAAUAGUUUAACAGCGAUGGUGCUGGUCAAUGCAGUCUACUUCAAAGGACUAUGGGAAGAGCAGUUCAAGACCACUGAUACCCAUGAUGGCAAGUUUUGGAUAUCGGAGAGUGAGAGCAUUAAGGUGCCAAUGAUGCAUAUCAAGAAGAUAUUUCGCAUGCAACACAACAAAGAUCUUGGAGCAACUCUUCUUGCAAUGAACUAUAAGGGAUCAAGGCUAAGUAUGGUGUUUGUGUUGCCUGACAAGCGGGAUGGACUAGCAGAGCUGGAGGCCAAGCUGGCUACUGUUCAGCUCCUUAAUAUUGACAAGGACCUCAAACAAAUUAAGGCGGAAGUCACUAUUCCUAAGUUCAAACUGGAAGAGUCACUUGAUCUGGUUGAUCAUCUAACGGAGAUGGGAAUUAGGGACUUGUUUUCUCGAGACAACUGCAACUUAAUAGGGAUCACAGGCGUCAACGACCUGUAUGUUACUCAUGUGUUGCACAAAGCCUUCGUGGAGGUCAACGAGAAGGGCAGCGAAGCUGCUGCAGCUACAGCUGUGGUAAUUAAAUGGAGAAGUCUGCCGCCGCCCACCCCGCGCUUCACUGCUGACCAUCCCUUCUUCUUCAUCAUCAGAGAUCAGCACUCGGGAUUAAUCUUGUUUGCCGGCAGGCUUGCUCAUCCUUAAGGAAGGAGGAAGGAGAUGUUGUGCUAUUUGUGCUACGAGGAGAUGAAGAACUUUGAAGAUUUAGUUUAAGAAUGAUGCUCAGUUCGUUUGUAUACGUAUAUUCCUUGCCUAUAUUCAUAUUCGUAUAUUCCAAGAGCAUAGUUAACUCUUUUAUCUUCAGUUCUACUUGACCAUGGUAGUAAUUUAUGGGGCUUAAAUUUUUAAUUUUCGGUUAGGUUUUAUUGUUAUUAAAAACCAUAUUUUCAUAGUUAACAUAAACUUUAACCAUAUUUCCUUAAACAUGGAGUUUUAAGAAUUUUUAGUUUUAUUUAAUUCUUGCAGUCAAUUGUAACUGCUUAUGACUUUUGGGACGUAAUUAUACAUUUAAUUGUGGAAAUUCCUUUUGUUUUCGUAUUUCAACAAUGCCUUAUUUUUUAAUAUUAAGGAUUUGUAUACACAUGUGCCUCAGGUUGUAUGGUGUAAUUUUUUAAUUCAAGUGGUAAAAUACGUCUCGUUCAUAUUUAAUAAUUAUUUGAAAGAAAAUAUGUUACUUAUUUUACUAAUUUUAUAAGACUACAAAAUAUACAAAAUUAAAGAGUUUGGUGCAGUAAUGAAUGAUUUCAAAGCUCUA